AAUCCAUCAUCAGUGAAAUAUGUUGGACUUUUGGCUUUAGCCAAGAUUCUUCCGACUCAUCCGAGACUGGUGUCAGAACAUCGGGAUAUCAUUCUGAAAUGUAUUGACGAUCCAGAUAUUAGUAUUCGUCUUCGCGCUCUAGAUUUGGUGGUUGGCAUGGUAAAUAAGAAAAACCUCUCCGACAUUGUCAAGCGAUUGAUGUCUCACCUUUUGCCAAGCAAUAAUAAUAACACUGAAGACGAUAAUAACGGAUCAUCGACCAAUUAUCCACCUCCUUCUACUUUGUUCGAACCGGCUUAUCGAGCCGAUAUUAUAAACCGCAUAAUAUACAUUUGUUCCCAGAAUUCAUACAGCAAUAUCACAAAUUUUGAAUGGUAUAUUGCUGUGCUAAUAGAUUUAACCAACAUCGCUGGUGUCAAAGUUGAUAAACUUUUAACAUCACAAAUAAUGGAUGUUGGUGUGCGUGUCAAGAGUGUAAGACAGUAUUGUGUCAAAACCAUGCAACGGUUGCUUUCGGACAAAAACCUUUUGGAAAACUGCAAACUUUCGCAUACCAAUGCUGAAGUCCUUUAUGCUGCGGCGUGGAUAACUGGGGAAUACUGCAGACCAUUUCACAUCAGUUAUUUGGAGAAUCCUCUUGAAACUAUCGAAUAUCUUAUUCAACCUGGUGUUACAAAACUUCCGCACUCUGUUCAGGCCGUAUAUGUCCAUAGUAUUCUAAAAAUAUAUGCGUUUUGGGCAAAUAAUUUGUCAUAUAGUUGGAACGACGAUGCUAAGCAAGAAUUAGCGCAGUUUACCUCAACGUUAAGGGAAAAAGUCGGGAUGUUCUGUUCGUGCCCGGAUUUGGAAGUACAAGAACGAGCAUACAACAUACGCGAGAUAUUAUCCAUAAUAUACGAGAAUUUGACGUCAACACCUAAAAAUGACUUUUCUGUUCUCGCAAAGCCUCCUCAAAUCAUCUCCGAGAUUCCGCCACUAUUUUUUUCUUAUGAACUCAAUCCUGUGGCUCCCAAAGCUCAAAAGAAAGUGCCCAUCCCCGAGGGACUAGAUUUGGAUGCAUGGAUAAAUGAACCUCUGCCCGAAUCAGGAAAUAGUGAAAGUGAAGAAGAGGAAGAGAGUUACGGGCAUGGAUAUGGUCAAAAGGUUGGUGGCAGUGGGGAUUUGAUAUUUUCAAGCGGGAACGGAAAUGCCGUGGGAAGGCGUAGAGGCAGAAAAUCAUUUAAAUAUGAGAGCGAAGAGGAGGACGAGGAGAUUAAAGAACGACGUCGAAAAGAAAGAAAGGAGAGAAUCAAGAAUGAUCCAUUCUAUAUUGGGGAUGAAAAAAAAUCGGUUAAACGAUCUAAUCUAGACGAACAUCCGGUUCGUACUAAAGAAGAGAUUGACGUGGAUUCUAUUCCCGUAGUGCGCUUGACAAUGGAUGAGUUCGAUCUUAAAUCAAGCAACAGAAAGUCAUCAAAGUCGAAAAAAUCAAAAGGCUCUAAAGGAGAAAGAGUGCAUUCUCAAUCUUCACCUCCGGCCCCGCCUGUUGUUUACACCGACAUCGGUGAGAUGCCCGAAAAUGCUACAAUUUCUGAUGAAGAAAAGGAAUUAGAAAAAUCAUGGAAUACCUCAUCAAAGAUAAAUAAUGGAAUACUGGAUGUAGAUUUUUCGGGGGUGGCGAAUAUAGAUCUAUCGACUCCUUUGGGAGAAGACGAGAAGCUUCCUCAGACGACAUUUUAUCUCUCUCCCGAGGAGGUAAGAAGGCAAGAGGAGGCGAGGAUGAGAAAGAAAUUGGAGGAAAGGCGUUUGAUUCUAGCGAAUGAACGGGCUUCCAAGACAAAGAAAACUAAGGAGGGUAAAGCUAAAAUAAAGGCCCCUACAGAAACUUCGAAAUUGCCUGAAAAAUCGCCAAAAUCAAAAAAAGCGGAAAAAGUCGCAAUACCCGAGCCUACUAUUACAUUAGUGGAAGUCAAUAAUGAUGAUGACGAAGUCAUAGAAACAAAUCAUACCAACAUAACGCCAGUUAAAACGCUAGUCGAUUCAGACGAUAUUCAAAUAGACUUUACGUUGACUCUAGGCUCUCCAACCGAAAAAACGAAUGAACCCCCGACGUUAAUAGCCAACUUCUCUCUUUGUAACAAGAAUUCUCUUCAUCUACCGCUUUCACAGUUUACGUUCACGUUUGAAUCGACGUCAGACAUUCAGUUUGAUAACCCGUUAAUAGAAAUAAGUGAUUUACGAUACCAAGAGAAAAGGGAUGUGAGUGUUGAUCUCAGGGUCCUUGGAAUAGUAGGCGUAGGGUUAACUGUGUCUGGAAAUACGACUUAUACAAUACAGUCCGACGAAGUUAAUACUAAGCACGAUAUUCCUAUCAGAUUUGAAUUACCCCUCAUGGUGUUUAUGCUAAAUCUACCUCGCAUAAGUUCCGAGCAAUAUGCUACUUUGAUUUCUCAGACCGACUUUCCAUUCACGGGAUCCACGAUUAUACAUCUUAAUGCUACAAUACACUCUGCUGAUCAAGCUUUCCAGAAUGAAUUAAUACGAUUAACCUCAUUUGCUACUGGAACCCACAUCGUUGAGCAAAUGCCAGGUGCAAUAACUAUUUAUGGAAAGAGUGUUCAAGGAUAUCAAGUCGUAGGAUUGGCAAAAUUAUUUGUCGGGAGACAACAGAUGAUAGAUGACGAUGAAUCCAUCAACGAAAAAACAAGCGUUAAGAUUGAACUCAAGUGUACGGAUCAGGCAUUUGUAGACGGAUUAAUUAGAGAAAUUGAAUACUUAUUUAGAGAGGAUUCAUGA
Acaulospora colombiana is the source of this 2775-nucleotide messenger RNA. The record is from the annotation of a GenBank genome assembly. NCBI's taxonomy places the organism in Eukaryota, Fungi, Glomeromycota, Glomeromycetes, Diversisporales, Acaulosporaceae.